CGGGGAUAGGGAGGAGAUGGAGGCUGCCUGGCCCUUGUUGUUUACUAACACGGCCUUAAGCAUUUCCUGGGUGCCUCCCUGGGGAGGAUGGGCUGGGGGCUUCUCUCCCUGGAGCUGCUUUGGAGCUGCCUUGGAGCUGCCAGUGAGACCUGUGUCCCGGCUCUGCUGACAGGUCCUGCCUGAUUCCACCCUGGAAAGUCCUAUUGAAGAAAUGGCCCUGGUGAGGGGCGGCUGGCUGUGGAGACAGAGCUCCAUCCUCCGCCGCUGGAAGCGGAACUGGUUCGCCCUGUGGCUGGAUGGAACUCUGGGCUACUACCACGAUGAGACUGCACAGGACGAGGAAGACCGCGUGCUCAUCCACUUCAAUGUCCGGGACAUAAAGGUCGGCCAAGAGUGUCACGAUGUGCAGCCCCCAGAGGGCCGGAGCCGUGAUGGCCUGCUGACUGUGAACCUGAGGGAGGGCUCCAAACUGCACCUGUGCGCAGAGACCCGGGACGAUGCCGUAGCAUGGAAGACAGCGCUGCUGGAGGCAAAUGCCACCCCGGCCCCAGCUGGAGCCACCGUCCCAACCAGAAGCCGCCGGGUUUGCCCCAAGGUCAGGUGUGUGACCCGUUCGUGGAGCCCUUGUAAAGUUGAGAGGCGGAUCUGGGUGCGAGUCUACAGCCCAUACCAAGACUACUACGAGGUGGUGCCCCCCAACGCACAUGAGGCCACAUACGUCCGCAGCUACUACGGGCCGCCCUACGCAGGUCCCGGCGUGACGCAUGUGAUAGUGCGGGAGGACCCCUGCUACAGCUCCGGUGCCCCGCUGGCCAUGGGCAUGCUGGCGGGGGCCGCCACAGGCGCGGCGCUGGGUUCACUCAUGUGGUCGCCCUGCUGGUUCUGAACCUUAGGACUCUGAGCUCUGGACCCUGCACGUAGGCCACUAGCCCCCUUUUCCUCUUGGACCCCACCAUCAAGCCCUAGCCCACUUGAGGGCCUGAACCAUUUCUCCUUUUCUUUCCUACUCCCCUCUCCCAACUUCCGAAGAAGCUCCCAUCUCAGGCAGGAACAUGGCUAGAAAUCCUCCCAUCUACUGCCAGACUACCCAGAAAUCCCUUAUGGACACAUAUGACUAUAUUUCCUCC
Messenger RNA from Fukomys damarensis (Damara mole-rat), 1127 nucleotides. RefSeq names its product pleckstrin homology domain containing B1 (gene Plekhb1). Gene Ontology annotation, biological process: regulation of cell differentiation. The transcript has 7 exons. Lineage: Eukaryota; Metazoa; Chordata; Mammalia; Rodentia; Bathyergidae. The coding region runs from base 212 to 886 and encodes 224 amino acids. The record is from RefSeq and is a predicted model, not a curated record. Gene Ontology annotation, cellular component: membrane.